Stylonychia lemnae is the source of this 1845-nucleotide messenger RNA. The record is from the annotation of a GenBank genome assembly. Lineage: Eukaryota; Ciliophora; Spirotrichea; Sporadotrichida; Oxytrichidae.
AUGCAAUUUUAUCAUCAAGCCAAACUAGAUUUUACUGAAGCUCAACAAUCUUUUGAAGAUUAGCCUGUAUCCCAAACUCCAGAUAGUGAAGGAAUCUUCCAUGAGAAAACUUUCCUAUUUGUUAAAGGGGUAAGAGGCCUUAGUGAUAAGUUCUCCGAUGAGCUCUCUCAAAAGGUAAUGCAAUAGGGUGCCAAGGUGAUCUAAAUUUUCGAAGAUAUCAAGGAUACUCUAAGAGAACUGAAUUUUGUGAUAUUACCACUGUCUCAUUCAAAGGAAAGAGAUUUCUAGAAGAUAGCGAACGUAUUUCAAAUUACACCAGAUCACUUGACCCAAAUACUAGCUGAAUAUGGAAAUCAUAUAAAAAUCGUAGAUCCGUAAUGGAUAAUAAACUGCCUUGAUUAAAAUUAACUGCAGGAUUCAAGCCAAUACGAGUUAAAACUAAUAGAAAGCAGAGAUGAGAAAACCUAAGUCAAUAAGAGAUUCUAUGAUGAAAACCCUGAUAUGGCAGCCUAAACAGAAUAUGAAUAGCAAAGCUAGAUAAAAUUCACCAAUGAUAAGGAGGAAAUGCUAGUAAAAUCAGAACAAUAAUUGAGUGGUUAAAAAGGAAUAAAAAGACCUCUAGAGUCAGAAAAUUUAAUGAGAUCAUAGCAAACUCAAUUUUAAACACCUAUUAAGAGGAAGAGAUAGCUUAGUUAUUCUUAAGGGUAUACUGAGUUCAAAAGACCAAGACUGGAUCUAGAUGAGAAAAUUGAAAAGCUUGGUUUUGGAAAACUAGAUAAACUCUUUUUUCCUCCUGACUUGUUUAGCUCUGAAAAGAAAGGAAAGCCUUUAAAUGAUUAGAUCAUAUUUAGACUUUAGAAUAUGAUAGAUGAAUUCAAGAAUGAUCCUAAAGCAUUUAAAGAGGUGAAGGAUUUGCUAAAAUAAGUAAGAUAGCAUGAUAAUCCAAUCAGAGCACUAGAAGACCUUGAAGAAUUUUUUGAGAUAGAUAAAAAGAUAAAAGUAAGACUAUAGGACCUAGAUGCUGGCAAACAAUUUAAAAGAGACUACAUAGAAGAUCAUCUUUUAGACUACUAGCAAGUAUUUUGUGAGCUGCUAGAUGCAGAUGAGGAGGAUUAACUUCAAUUGACUCAGAGCCAAAGAAAUCUAAUAAAUAUAUACAAAGACCUAGAAGAAUCAUUCACACCUUAGGAGGGCGAAAAUCUAUUUAAUGAUAUUAAAAAGUGUUGCCUAACACUAAAAGAGGGAGAUCAAUUAAUGAUAGAGCUCUGUGGUGGAAUGAGAAGAGGAGACAAUGAACUUAGUUAGCUAGAUAUACUAAUCAGUAGAAAAGACGGAGAAGAUGUGAGCAAGCUGCUGCUAAAAAUAAUAGACAAGUUAGAAGAUGAUGGAAUUUUAGUAACUUAACUUGAUAAAAUGAGAGUAAGCGACACUGGUGCCUAAGGGGCCUAGAUAGUAGUCAAGUCAAUUCAAAAUUUUGAUUAGUAACUUGAACAGAAAUAGAAUAAGACCUUUGAAUCAGAAAUAGAAUUAGAAAAGCAUGAGCAGCAGGAGUAAAUGAUAUAAUAAAUGCAAUAUGUAACUAAAAAUAGAAGAGUUGACAUUCAUGUAUACCCAAGAGAAGAGUUUGCUUUUGCUUAGCUUUAUUUCACUGGACCUACCUCGUUCAUUAUGGAUAUUAGAGAUAUUGCUGAGAUUAAAGGAUACUCAAUUAAUGAUAGCAGUUUGACUAUAAAAUAGGAUACUUCUAUGAAAGUGUAAUGCUCUAGCGAAAAUGAAAUAUUUUAAAAUCUAGGCAUCAGCUUUAUAGAACCUGAAAAUAGGGUUGAUUUUAAGGAGCAUUUGUGA